This is a messenger RNA of Melanotaenia boesemani (Boeseman's rainbowfish), 3475 nucleotides long. RefSeq names its product rho GTPase-activating protein 22 (gene arhgap22b). Gene Ontology annotation, biological process: activation of GTPase activity; signal transduction. Lineage: Eukaryota; Metazoa; Chordata; Actinopteri; Atheriniformes; Melanotaeniidae. Gene Ontology annotation, molecular function: GTPase activator activity. The record is from RefSeq and is a predicted model, not a curated record. Bases 71 to 2299 code for a protein of 742 amino acids. Gene Ontology annotation, cellular component: focal adhesion. The transcript is spliced from 10 exons.
AGAGGGAGCUGCAGGGGUGGGGUGUUUGGAUGUACAUGAACAUGCCGACAGGAGAGCGUGGAGACGAACGAUGACAACCAUGCUGAGCCCAAAGAUCAGACAGACCAGGAGAGCCAGGUCAAAGAGCAUGGUGAUGGGCGAGGUGUCGCGAGGCUCAUGCCGGCCAGGCUCCCCCAGCCUCCAGGAGGGGGCACUGAAGGCUGGAUGGCUAAAGAAGCAACGCAGCAUCAUGAAAAACUGGCAGCUCCGCUGGUUUGUGCUGCGCUCAGACCAGCUCUACUUCUACAAAGACGAGGAAGAAACCAAACCGCAGGGCUGUAUACCUCUGCAGGGAUGCCAGGUCAACGAACUCACAGCCAACCCAGAUGAACCAGGAAGACACCUGUUUGAAAUCGUGCCAGGUGGAACAGGAGAGAAGGACCGGGCCCCUGUCAGCCAUGAAUCCUUCCUGCUCAUGGCAAAUACCCAGACAGACAUGGAUGACUGGGUCAAGGCCAUACGGCGGGUCAUCUGGGCGCCAUUCGGAGGAGGCAUAUUCGGCCAACGUCUAGAGGACACGGUGCAGUAUGAAAAGAAGUUUGGCCCCCGCCUUGCACCUCUGCUGGUGGAGCAGUGUGUGGACUUCAUCAGAGAGAGGGGUCUGGAUGAAGAGGGUCUCUUUCGGAUGCCAGGACAGGCCAACCUGGUCAAAGAGCUGCAGGAGGCCUUCGACUGUGGAGACAAGCCUCUGUUUGACAGUAAUACAGACGUCCACACAGUGGCAUCCUUGUUGAAGCUGUACCUACGAGAGCUGCCUGAACCAGUUAUCCCCUUCUCCAAAUAUGAAGACUUUCUAACUUGUGCACAGCUUUUGGCCAAAGAUGAGGAGGAGGGGAUCCAGGAACUUGGAAAGCAAGUGAGCACUCUACCUCUACCUAACUACAAUCUCCUCAAGUACAUAUGCAAAUUUCUAGAUGAGGUCCAGUCCCACUGUAAUGAGAACAAGAUGAGCGUCCAGAACCUUGCAACAGUAUUUGGACCAAACAUUCUUCGACCCAAGAUGGAGGACCCGAUUACUAUCAUGGAAGGAACAUCUCUAGUCCAGCAUCUAAUGACAGUCCUCAUUAGGGAACACAACCGGUUGUACUCAGGGAGGGACCAGGAAGGACCACUUUUACCCCAGACUGAGGUACCUGUCCAGGGACAUCAGCUCCAGCACCGCAGCCUAGGAGCUUGGAUCUCCGAGGAGGAUCUGCAGAGUUGCCCGGUCUCCAACCCUGACCAAGAACUUCACAGCAGUGCCUCGUCCCUGGAUGCCAAACUAAGCGCAGCCGUCACUACCACCCAGACCCCCAACCCGAACCCUGGACCAAAACUUGCAUCUUCUACAGGGAAGGGAGAGCAAGUGGUCAGUCCAAGUAAACAAGCCAAGACCAUGCCUUCCUGGAAAUACUCAUUUAAAAGCUCCUCAGCGCCCCGUUCCCAGCCGCAAGCUAAACAAAGUAACACUGGUGGCUCAGUGGCAGAUACAACCGGUGGAGGUGGGGGAGGUAACUGGCUGAUGAACGGUUUGUCCUCUUUGAGGGGACACCGGCGCACAUCAUCAGGCGAGCGGUCCACCCGUGAUCGCGACUCCACCGGAUCCUCCCAGAGACUGUCCACCUAUGACAACGUCACCUCCUCUUCUAGCAUGGGGAGCGUUCCAAGUGUUUCCAGCACGCCGUGGUCUACCUCAUCUUGCGAAAUCUCGGUGCCUGACUCCGGUGGAGAUCCUCCAGCACACCAGAACUUUGAGAGUAGUGUAGAAGUUGGUGAAAAGGGGGAGUGGAUGGAAAGCCAGAGGGAGGCUGAGAGAGAAAGGGAUGGAGGGAUGAUGACAGAGCCCAGCUCUGAACAGGACAGUUGUGAGGCCAUGGAACUUUGCAGCAGCAGUGCGGCCUGCAGCGAGAACGGGAAUAUGGCCAUAGCGGCUGGGGUGCCGUCCAUCAUCAUGACCGAAGAUGGGAAUGGGACAAACUUAACGUUGAGUAGUCUGGUAGAGGGACUUAAGGACGAGUUGAGAAAACAGAAGUCAACGUAUGAGGCCCGGAUUGAAAAACUGGAAGAGUCCAGCGCUGCUUUGUGUGCCCAGAUGGAGCGUUUGGAGCAAGAAAUGGAACAGGAGAGGAAGAAACAACGCAUGCUGGAGAUCAAACUUCGAAAUUCUGAACGGGCACGUGAAGACGCCGAAAACCGCAACCGGCUCCUAGAAAAGGAGAUGGAGGAUUUCUUUUCCACACUGGGGGACCUUGCCCUCGGAGCAAGGACAAGCGACAUUUGAUAUGACACACCUUUUUAGUUUGUCUGAGGCCAACACUGUAACCCUCAGUGUUUCAGGGGUUUGCGUCUUUUUCCAGGCAUCAGAACGUUCCUUCAAAAGAAAAUGAAAAGAAAAUAAAAGAAGCAUGUUGUUGCACAUUCCCGACAAGCUUGAAAUUAAAAUGUGGAGAUGAUAGAAAAUGCUAAACGCAGUAAUGUUGUAUUUGUCAGGACUGUCUCCAGUAGACAGUUUUGCCUCUUUCGCAUGCUUGAAACUGAAGGUUGAAAGGGCGCACCUGUGAUUAGCCAACACUCCUUGCAGAUAGUUCAUGGUUUAUGUGGUGAAGGCAGGACAUUUCAGGUGCCUGUACAUGAGCGAUAAGACAUAAUGUAACUUCCUUGACAUUCUCUGAACCACUUACUUCACAUGGACACUAAGUGAAUUGUUUUUGUGCUGAAACUUUAGAGUUGUUAGAAAUGUCAACGCUGAUGCAGACAGCUGAUUGAUAUUUAUCUUUAUGAGAUAUUUAUCUUAAAGCAAUAGUCUAACAUUUAGAAAAAUAUUCAAUUUCUUUCAGAGUAUUAAAUAUUAAGUUAGAUACUGCUCUGUCUGUACCUGAAGAAGUUACAGCUAGCAGCUGGUUAGCUUAACUUAAGACAAAGGGAAGGUAAGUACUCAUUUAAGCUUACUUUACAUGCAUGAAUAAGUACAUCUGUUUCAAACGCCACUACUCACACACUCCCCACAUGUGCUUUCAUUUGUAUGGUUGUAUCCACUAGAGGGCACUGCAGAGGUCAGCGUUCAAAGCUAAAUUAACAUCACAGAUAAAUUUGUAGUAGUUUGCAUCUUCAAGCAGCUGCUUUCUUAAUUUCUGUUAUAUUAUUUGUUCCUCUUACCUGGCUGCAUGCGAGCUAAAUUGUGCAACACUGCCCCCACAGUUCCUGUUGGUACUACUUCAUUUGAGUAAACAUCCUCAAACUCUCUGAAAACGUAUUUAAAUAUGUAUGAAAUGAACACAGAUAAUGGACGGAAGGCUCUAUCCAUAUGUAUAUGUGUAUUUAAUAUUGUUAAUAAAUGAGCCCAAGUGAGCUAGCUAGCUAAAGGCAGAAAUUAACCACUAACACGAAAAGGUAGCUUAGAGUCUGUAUCAUAGACUAUAUCUAUAUAAUCCACAUCAUAAUAGUCUACUUGCAGAAA